AUGUUGCUUAUAGAAUUGAUUUCUUCUCUGACUACAGUUGCAUUGGAAGGGAGGCUUGACGAAGAGGAGAGGAGGGUGAAGCAGGUAGAUGUACUUGGGAGGGCAGCUAUGACAAACAGUAAUCCUGAGGGUCAGAAGAAAAUUGCAACACAGAUGAACUCUUGUCAAGCAGAAUGGGUUGCUUUCGUUGAUAGCAUUAAGUCUAUGAAGGAGAGCUUGCAUAGAAAGCUCCAGCAAUGGGACAAAUUUGAGGAGAUGAAAAAUUCAUUGGCAGCUUGGAUUAAUGAGCUACAUGCAACCUUGAAUGCCCUUGACCUUCAAGACUCACUCGAGGCCAAAAUUAAGCAACUCAAUCAGCUAAAGCAAUUCUGGAGUGAAGCUAGACUGAAGGAACUUGAGGUUGACAGUCUAACUGACAAAGGACAUGAACUUGCAAAGGAACUCCCAGCAUCCAAAGACUUGGGAUUGACUGCUUUGCUUCAUCAAUACCAUACCCUUUCUGCAGCAUAUCAGAUAUAUUCAGCCACUAAUAAAAGAACCCCACAGGAUCGUGUUGGAGAAUGGGAAGGGAUAGUGAGGAUGCAUCAAGAUUUUGCUGCAAAAUCAGCUGAUGUAGGGGACUGGCUGAAUGAGAUGAAGGGGAAAUUGGAUACUGCCUCAAGAGAACCCCUGACAUCUGAAGCGCAGCUUGGGGCCCGGAAUGCCAUCAUCCAGGACUUGAUGCUGGGAAAGGAAGAAGGGUUUGGGAAAGUGCAUGAGUUGAGUGAACUUGCACAGAAAGUUCUGGCCAACACUGCUCCUGCAGGUCAUGAACCAAUUAAUGGAACUGUUGAAAAAAUUCAGGGUCUUUGGUCCCAAUUGGCCUCAAAGCUGGAGGAAACAAAAGCCAAUUUGGAAGAUAUCACACAAACAUGGACUGAGUUUUUGGAGAGCCUGAAAGAACUGGAGCGAAUAUUGGGCAGUGGGAAGGCCCUGCUACAAGAGUCUUCACAGUAUCCAAGCUCCUUCUCAGAAAAGAAAAGCCUCGUGGAUCGGUUAAGAGGCAUGGAGGAGAAGCUUCAUCGGGAAGAAUUUGAAGUUGCUCGACUCAAGAGCAGUGCAGAGGAAAUGAUCAGAGCUGGUCAGAUGGCUGAAGCUGCAUCUCAGGCCAUUAGCCUUUUGGACACAUUUCAGAAUCUUGCUUCAAGUGUCAAGACCCAUAGAGUAAAGAGGGAGCAGGAGCUGCAGAGACAUCGGCAGCUAAAAGAGGCUGAAGAUGACUUCCUUUCUUGGCUUGAGCACUGUAAGGAUCGAAUCCCUUCUCUCCGACAGCGAUCACUUGGUGACAAGCUGGCUAUUGAGUCUGCCAUCUCCACCCUUGAGGCUGUUUUGGGGAAAGAGGAGCAAGGGAGACUGAAAGUGGAGCAAAUGCAAAAUCUUGCUCAGUUUGUCAAAGACUCCACUUCUGCCUCUGGACAGGAAGUCCUUAAGAAAGAUCUUGAUGGUCUUCACAAUGCAUUCCUGUCCACCUUCAGAGAAAUAAGAGAGCAAAAGGAACACCUGGAGCGGAUAUUGACACAGCUGAGGACAUACAAGGAAGAAUAUGAACGCCUAAAUGACUGGCUGCUUCAGAUGGAUGCUGACAUGAAAGCCUAUAAGACUAUUCUCCUUUCUUCAUUACAAGAGAAGCAUGUUCAGUUGGAGAGAGUCAAAGAAAGAUUGAAAGACUUGGAGGACAAGAAGGAUGAGAUAGAAAACUUGAGUGUAAAUGCAGCUGAGCUUCUUGCAUCUCAUCUGGAUUCAUAUAUCCUCAGUCAGCUGAGGCACCUUAAGUCACGCUAUCAGGUCCAGGUGAACCUGUCCCGUGAUGUGAAGCAGAAGGUUGAGGCAACAUACGAGCACCAUCGUCAAUUUGAUGAACGCCUCUCUCAGGCUUGGAAAUGGAUCAAACAUGCCAGACAAGUCAUGGAUAUGUCUUCCAAGGGAACUCCCAAGUCCAAGGAGGAUUUAGAAGCAAGGUUAACCAAAAUUGAGGAUGUGAUGAAGAGACAAGAGGAAGGGCAGAAGUUGAUAUUUGAAGUAGUGAAUCUUGGGGAAAAGGCAGCUAGGACUACCAAGUCAGAUGGGAAGGAUGUUAUUCAUGCUCAGCUAAGUGAGGUCCAGCAUGAAUGGGAGCGUGUGAUUCGAGCACUCGGAGAUGCCAAGGUAAACAUAGAAACAGCUCUUCUCCACUGGGCCGACUACUCAGCUUCGUUCAAUCAAGUCCAAGAAUGGUUGUCAAGUAACCAGGCUAAGCUCCAGGAGAUGAGUCAUGCCAAAAUGUCUGAAGUUGCCCGGGGCAAGAAGAAUCAAGGCGUGGAUGAAAUGGAAAAUUCUCUCAGGAGGUGCCAGAGCUUUGUCCAGAAUAUUGUGACCUUUGAACCAAUGAUUGAGUCUGUCAAGACCAAGGGAGAGAUGUCUGGUGGGAAUCUCCAAGACAUCUCCUCCAAGUAUGAAAAUCUCUUGAAGGAGGCACAAUGCCUCUAUGAGAAGCAGAAGAGAACUGUUCAAUAUGGGAAGGAGUUCACAGAGGCAGUGAAUGUAUUCUCGAAUUGGCUGCAAUCAGUUCGGGAUACCCUUGGAAGGUGCAUGCAACCAAUCUGGGAUAAAGAUUCCCUCAGCACCAAGAUUGUUGAGCUCAAGGCAUUGGAAACCCAGAAGGCUGAGGGACAGGAGAAGCUGAAUCGAGUCCUGAAGAUUGCAAAGGGCUCUCUACAAACACCUAGUGGAGCCGAAGAAGAAUUCCAGGAAAUUUUGGAGCAAGAAGUUGCCAUCCUCCAAGAUGAAUAUGACUCUUAUGUGAGUGACCUGCAGAUAGUGAAAACAAAGCUUGAGGGUGGAUUGGCCAAAUGGGAGGAAUUUGAUGAACACUACAGAGAAGCAUGUACCUGGAUUUCCAAGACAGAAGCCCUAGUUCAGGAAUACAAGAGAGCUCUGAGUUCAUUGGAGCAAAAGCAACUUAACCUAGAGAGAUUCCAGGGAGAGCUUGAAUCCAUCUUUACAUGGCAGAAGAACUUGGAUCAAUUGAAUCAUGAAGCCCAGAGUAUUAUAGACUCCUGCAUGGACAGCAAGAUAUCUAACACUGUUGCUCAGCUGACAACCAAGUACAAUGCAGUGCUUUCAAUGGCCAAAGAAUGCAUGAGGCACUUGGAAGUUCAGUAUCAAGAACAUUCGGAACAUCAAGCAGUCCUGGGAGAAUGUGAGGAAUGGCUGGAAAAGAUGAGAGGGAAGGUGGAAAGCUGCACUCCACAAUCCAGGGAUGUCACAGUUCUACAAAAACAACUUGAAGCUAUCAAUGCUCACAAAGAUGACCUGGAGGAAGGACAUAGCAAACUUAGAUUCCUGCUGGAGCUGAAGGAGAGAGUUAUUGUGCACACAACUGAGGAAGGGGUAACAAAAAUCUUGGAAGACACUGACAGGAUAAAGCAAGCAUAUGAAAAGCUUCUCAUUGAUAUGCAAGCAUUGCGGCGAUCUCUGGCCGAAGAGCUCAAUGCUGCCAAGGAUAUCAACAAGGUGAUGAGGAGAUUCCGAGAGUGGCUUGAGGAAAUGGAGGCCAAAGGAGGUGAAAAGUUCUCAGGUACUGAUAUUGGAGUGAAGCGAAUGGAGCUGGAAAGACUGAAGAAACUUGGCAAAGAAUUGGCCAGUGAAGAGGAGGAAGGAGGCCGUACAAAAUCUCUCCCAGAGGAGGAGCCUGAGACAGCUCAACUCAUUGAGAGGCUUCAUAAGCUCCAGCAGAGGGUGGAAACUGACAUCCAGACUUUGGAGGAUGAGUUGAAGCACCAUGAGGCAUAUACUGGAGCAGCUGAAGCUGUUGCAGAGUGGCUGAAGAAUUUGAAGACAUCCCUCGAAAAAGUUAGUGAUACAACUGGCAGCAGGGAGAAAGUCCAGGAGAAACUUGGCUAUUUCCACGAGAUUGAAGCAUCUUUACAAGAGGGUGAGGACUUGCUGAACAGGGCAACUGAAUUGAGUGGCAAAUUGAGCCCUGACAGUGGAGCUGAGCAGGAACUCAAUGCUAUGGAGCAAGAGAAGUCAGAGGUUGUUCUCAGAUGCAGAGAAGAUGAGAAGAAGCUCAAGGACUGCCUGAAUGCAUGGAAUGAAUACAUGGCUCUCCUUGAGAAUCUCCAGGAUUGGUUGGAGAAGCUGCGAUCUGAUGUGGCUACUCUGCCUGACUCUGACAGUUUUAUACUUCCUCGAGCUCAGGAACUGCUCACUGAAGCACAAGGGAGACAAGGGAAGGUGGAAUCACUAGGUGAAAAGUGUGAGGAGCUGGUCCAACUCAGUGCUCAGAGUGAAAUACGAUCCCAGACGACAAGCAUUCAGACCCUAUAUUCUCAACUGAAUGCAACACUCAAGGAUUUAGUCGCAAAGACUGAGAAAACUCAAGCUGGAAUGAGCCAGUACAAUGAAGCCAAGAAGGAACUAGAUCAGUGGUUGGAGAGAGCAAGAGGCACCCUUGAGUCUGCCAUUUGCCAGUCUCCCUCACUUGAAACUCUUCAGGACUCCCUCCUAACACUAGAGGUGUUAUCCAAGCGGUUGUCCGAAGGACAGCACCUUCUGCGGGUGCUCAUGGAAGCAUACACGAGUGCCUUGCCAUUCACUAAUGAGGCCACUGAGUCAGACAUGAAAGAGAACAUUCGCAUAUCUCGAGAGACAUAUGAGGCCUUGAAGAGAGAUGUUACAUCAGCUCUACAGUCUAGCCAGAAUCAACUGAGAAAGAGGAAGGAAUUAUCAGAUGCAAUUGAACAAUGCAAGAAAUGGCUGGAUGAAACAAAGGAGAAAUUGGCUGAAAGGGGGAGGGGAGGGUCUGAAACUUCUAUUCGUCUUGUAGUGGAAAACCUAAAGGCCCUGGAUGAGGACUUAGAGGAGAAGAGGAAUCAACUCCAAACUCUUGAGGAAACUAGUGAAUCACUCCCUGAUUCUAGUGCAAAGGAGAAGAUUCAGACUCUGAAUGCUGAUUUGAAUGAUUUAUCCUCCAAGUGCAAAGAAGCCUUAAAUGAAGCCAAGGAGCAUCUUCAGGAGUAUAAUGACUUCCAUGAAGCUCUUCAAAAUGCUGAGAAAUGGAUCCUGCAAACAUCUUUUAGACUCAUGGCCCACAAUUCCUUGUAUGUCUCCUCACACAGUCAAGUCGAGGAUCUCAUUCAUGAUCACCAGGAGUUAUUGGAUGACAUGGAGAAAUUUCAAGCCACAUUGGAAUCCCUUAGCAAUAAGGGUGACACACAAAUCAAGAGGUACCCACACAUGGAGGACACCAUCAAUGCACAAGUAUCCAAUAUACAAGACAGCUAUGACUCUCUACUUCAAACUGGUCACCAAAUAAUGGCACGACUUCAGGAUACAAAUCAAAGAUUCAUUGAGUAUGAGGUGGCUGUUGAAGCCAUUUUAAGUAGGUUGAAUGAAUUGGAAAAAGAAGUGUCUUCGAUUGGCCUUGCCGUUCCACAGGAUUUCCAUGCCAGGGUCUCUCGCAUGACUCAUCUCAGGGAAUUACAAGGAAGCUUGGAGGAUGAGAAGAGGAAAUUGGAAGAUGCUGUGCAAGCAUGCGAAUCAGCUACAGCAUCCAUCAGUCGUCCAAGCAGUCCAAGGGAACCUUUUUCUUCACCCUUGCCUGAGAAAGAGCUUGCCCUCAGAGCUAAAAUGGAGGCACUCAGGGAUGAGCUCCAGAUUCUGGUGGCCAAGGAGCAGGCUGCCAUAGGACAAGUUGAAGCUCUGAGGAGGCUCAGGGAUGAACUCCUAGAGUGGAUUGAGGACAAGAGGGCAGUUCUGUCUGACUGGACGGCAAAGCCGAUCCGCAUCAGACCUGAUCACAUUGAGGAAGCCCAGAGGUUCUUUGAUGACCUGAAAAGGGAGCUAGGAAUCAAGAUGGAAGAGGCCACACGAGUUGAAGAUGGUCUCCUGCAGCUUGGAUUGGCUGAGGAUAUGGUGGAUCUUCAAACACCUCUUGAGGAGCUUGAGAGCCAGGCAUGGUCUUUACUUGCAAUCAUUGUGUUGGAUAUUGAAGCCAAUCGGAAGAGAGUGCAAGAUCAGUAUCUUCAGUACCAACGAGAUUUGAAGAAUUGGAGUGCCUCUUUUCAGAAGAUUUCUGACUCACUUGUUGAGGCUGAGGAAACUGGUGAUAUGCCCUGGCAAGCUCGAAUAGAGAGCAUAAAUAAAGCAGAGGAACUCCUGAAGCGAGAAAAAGAGGCCUUGGAUCGACUGAAAGGGGUUGGUGCCAGUUUGAUGAUGGAAAUCAGCAACGAAGAUCAGGGAGAAUUGCAGGAGGGAGUCCAUCGAAGUGAAGCCCUGCUGAGUGAGGCCUUCAAACGUCUCUCACGAAGGCGGCAGAUCCUGGAAAUGACUUGGAAGGCAUACCAAGAGGCCAUUGGAGUAGUGCAGCAUGUCAAGGAUUGGAUGACUGAGAAAACAGCCAGCUUGGAUGAGGAUUCAUCUCUUCCAUUUCUCAGCUUGCAAGUCCAAGACCUUAUCACAGGCCUCCAGAGCCUGGAAAAGGAAGCUGAACGAGCUGUUCUCGGACUGGAAGAUAUUGAAUCCAAAUAUGAAAAGUCUCUGGCUGAGCUGUCCAAGUCUGAACGAGAUGCUUUGCAUUUGGAAAUUCAAGGAAUCGAAGGGCUUCAUGCAAAACUCAUUAAUGCUGUCAUGGAGAGACUGUCAAACCUGAAUGAUGCAUUAGAGCAGAGGAAAAGAUUGGAAGAAGAACUGAAGGAUGCUGGGGCAUGGAUUAUUGGGAAACAAGGAAUGCUGGGUGAACUGCUCCCUCUCCCACUCAAGGCUGAUGAUGUGAAUGGGUUACUGCAAGACAUCAAGGCACUGGGAGAUGAGGUGGAGAAAUUUGAAGGAAGGCAGAUGAAUGAGAUCAGGCAGAUUGGAGACCCAAUAAAAGAGAAGUGCUCCCCUGAAGAGCGAGAGUCUGCCCAAUUACGUGAGAAAGACCUGUGGGAAUCCCUGAAGAGACUCAAGACCUCCAUUGCUGAUAGACAAGGAAAUCUUGGCAAGGCCUUUGAGGCCAGGAAGAAAUUUGAAGAGGAGAUGGAAACUUGCAUCCUGUGGAUGAAAGAGGCGAAGGUGGCCAUUGGAGGAGAAAGGAGAAAAUGCCAUGUAGAUCUCUUACAGGAACUUCUCAAGAAGAACAUGAAAUUGGAGGAAGAAUCAUCUGAGAUGGGGAAGCAAAUUGAGGAGGUGAUUGCAAAAGGGAAGGACCUGGAACCUGAGUUAUCUCCCAUGGAGAAGGUUGCACUGGAAGACAGCCUAGCUCGUCUCAAGAGCUCCUAUGAAGAGCUGGCUCAAGAGAUCUCCAAUAAGGUAAACCAGAUUAGGCAGCAGAUGGCAAAUCAGCAAGAUGUGACUCGGCAACUGGAGGAGUCCAGCCGGGAAUUGGCAGCGCUCAAAAGACGGGUGACUGCCCUGAGUCGUCCAGUGGGGUGGACCUCUGAAGAUGCUCAGGAGGUCCUCCAGGGAUACCAGAAUGCACUGGGCGAGAUCCGGACUCUCCAUGAGAAACUAGAUCAGCUUGAUGGCGAUGUUGUUGGAAAUGAACUGGAGAAACUCUUCAAGGAAAGUGAAGAACUUGUAGCUGAUAUUGAGAAGCAAAUGGGGAAGCUGAGGCAGCUGGUGAUCAUGAGGGAGCAAUUCAUGGGACUCAUCAAUGAUGUUGCUGCCUUCAUUUCUCGUCAAAGAGAGAACAUCAGUGAGGUUGAUGGUCUUCAAACUGAUCUGGAAGCAAGAAUACAAAAGUAUCAAGAGAUACUUGACCGACUUGUGGAAGGGGAGGGGCUUCUAGCUGCAGCUGAAGACAAGGGGGCACAAAUCAGUGCCCAGGGCAGCCCAGCUGACUGCAAUGUUGUAGCUAGUGAAAUCAGUGGAGUGAAGCAGGAUUUGGGUGCAUUACGCAAGACGAUUGAGGGCAAGCUUCAUGAGUACCGACAGGUUCAAGGAGAUCAAGUGCGAUUGGCUGAGAGGCUUGAUCAAGUUUUGGACGAAAUGAGGGAUCUGGAAGGGAAAAUCUUCUCCCGACCAAUGGUCUCUCUGGAACCUGAAGCUUGGGAGGCCCUGGCUAUUGAACAUGAGGGAUUGGAAGUGAAAGUGAAGCAGGCAAUUGAGAAUGGUUUGAUUACAGAGGAAGAGAAGAAAAGUCUUACUCUUUACUUGGAUGAGAAACUGAGCCAAGUCUCCCUCUAUGCAACUAUUCUGCCACCAGAGCUCAAUGAGCGUAAAAAGUAUUUAGAUUCCCUGAGGCAGAUAUACAUGGAGUUUCAGGCCCUGUUUGGGAAACUCUCUGCCUGGAACAGUAGGUCCAAGGAGAAAUUGGCUGUAUAUGAGGACAAGCUGGAUUAUCGACAGGUUCCUGAGCUUCUUGAGACUCACCAGGCAUAUUUUGGGAGUGAGCAGGAGAAGGAAAGCGUGGCACGGCUAUUCCAUCUUGCCGACAAGAUCUCUCCCUGUCUUGAGAAUAACCAUCAGCAGGAAAUGAUGUCUCGGGUUCAAGACCUUUAUCAAGAAUACCAGAAUCUGAUGAAUCAGGCCCGCAACUCUCAAGGGAGGCUGGAGAGGGCUGCGGUUGAGUGGAGAGACUUCCUCAAUCAUUUCCAGAAGGCUCAGGAAGUGCUGGAUGCAAUGAAGGUGAACUGGGAUGCCCCUGAGACAUUCUCACAGCUAAAAGGUAUUCAAGAGAAGAUGGAGGGACAACAGGGUAUCAUCCAGGAGAAUGAGGAACUUAUGAGGACUGUGAAUGAGAAAGCACAUCGAUUGAUGGUUCGAUCUACGGCUGAGAUGGAGAAGUGGCUUUCAACCCAAGUGGGAACCUUGAAUUGCAACUGGGAAGAUGCAAAACAGGAACUAUGUGUUGCACUCACUGAAUUCAGGAGCCUGAGAGACAAGCUUGAAGAUUUCUUCAGUAAGGAGAAGCAUACCACUCGAAUGUUGGAAGAUGUGAAAUCUCGCAUCUCAGCCUUUGAGGUUCACGCUGAUGUUCGCAGGCAGCAGGACCCAGUGCUCAAUCUGCAGGGUAUGUCAAAGGACUUGGAGAGGGAAGGUGAGAAUCUGUGCAAGAUGGGAAACUGCCUAGAAUCUGUCCUUGAUCGUCUUCAGGAACUUGCACCUGUCCUUGCCCAGGAAUUGACUUUGCAGCUCUGCAAAUUGCGGGACACUCAUGCUCAGUUGAAGUCAGAUGUUGAAGCAAAACUUGCCAUGCUUGAAAAGAAGAAGGAGUUCCUGUCCUGUCUCAGGGAAAAAUUGGAUCAUCUGCAUGGAGAGCUGGGGAAUCAUAGCAAGGCACUUGAUGCUGUUGAUCCAUAUGACCCAGAUACAGAAGCUAUCUGUAGCCAGAUUUCAAAAUUGAAAGAAACUGCCAGCGUACUGCAAGGAAGUAUCAAGAACUUCAUAGGGAAAACACAGGAAGAAUUCCCAGAAUCUCAGAUGCAAAUCCCAGUUUCAGGUUUAGAAGUCCAGGCUGAGAAUCUCAUGCAGAGGAUUGAUGAUAUGCAGAGAGAGGCUGAGAAGGCAGGGAAUGUUAGAAACAGGUUUCAUAAAGGCAUUGAAGAGCUGGAGAAGUUCUUCCUCAAUGCAGAAAAUACACUCAAGGAUCGCUCUAAGGAUCCUGUUGCUUUCAAGGAUACACUUCAUGAGAUUGAAUCUGAGCUGAGAAAGAAAGCAGACAGUGUUGAAGAAGUACAUGGCCUUGGAGAGAUCUUGAAGAAGAAAUGCCAAAACCCUGAUGUUGCAAGUGACGUGGAGAAUAAGGUCACCGAACUCAAUCACCUGGUUUCCCGAGUCAAGAACCUCAUUGCAGAACAACAUUCCCUUCUUGGGGAGUGCUUGGAGUGGUGGCAGAGAUUCAUGGAUCUUCGCAAUUAUGUUGAAGAGUGGUUGAAGAAGCAAGAGGAGUUCCUGAAGAUUCCACUGCAUGUCAAGAGCCUUGAAGAGGCUCGUGCCAAACUCCUUGAGUAUUCGCUGAGAUUAAGAGAUAGCAAGUCAGUGAGCAAGCAAUUUCAAGAGAUGAGUCGGGAAGUAAAUCGAGUGGGUCAAGCAGCUUUCAGUUCAAGACCACUGUCUGAAGCACUCACUGCCUUGGAGUCUCGAAAAGCUGAGAUCCAUAAGGCCAUCUCUGAGAGGCAUGCAAUGUUGGGUGAACUGUGUGAAGAAUGGCAGCAAUACACUGGAAAGUUGGAAGAAGUGAGGCUAUGGUUGAAAAAAACGAAGCAGGCUGGGAUGGGGAGUGGAUGGAAGCCACCAGUCCAUGAACAGCUGAGGUCCCUGGAGGCCAUUGUCACUGAAGUUCCCAUUCAGAAGACUAAACUCACCAUGGCCACAGAGAAACUUCUUGUCCACUUCCAAGAUGGGAUUGGGAGUGAGGAGGACAUCCAUUCUGAAGUUACACAUCUUCAAGAUGAACUUGAUGACUUCUUCAAAACUUUGAAGGCAGAGAUAGAUGAACUCCUGUCUUGUAUUUCUCAGAUUGACCAAUACAAGGAGGAUGUAGCUCGACUGAGACAACAGAUCCAGGCUGCAGAGCAUCAGCUCCGAGUCCUGCAUUCACUUCCUCCAGAGGAGCAAGCAGCUCGGGAAGCGGAGCUUCGCAAAUGCAUCAAAUCUCUCCAAGAGAAGAAAACUGCCACUACCGAACGCAUUCGGCUUCUCAUGCUUUCUGGAAGACCUGAUGGAAUGUCCUAUAUACUUGACAUAGGAGGGGAGUUGGCACUUGGAGUUGGUGCCAGGAAGAUGGUUAAAGCCAUUUUCAUGGAACUCUGCUUCUAUAUCUGCUUAAGAAUGCAUAGUGGGACCCUGUCUCAAAUCCCAUUCCUAAACCAGGGAAGAGUCUCUUAUCUUGAAAGUGGCAUUCCAAAUAUGAAGAAGCGUAUCAUUCGCUGGUAUCCUGGGGAGGGGCACAGUGAGGUCUUCAUUGCAGAUGACCUGAGAGCUAGCUUUCCUGGUCUGUUAGAAUCCGGCCUACUGAGUCCUGCAUCUGUGAUACAAGAGGUCUCAAGACCCCUGACGUUGCAGAGCAGUACUGCAGCUGAAGUUCAAUCCUUCAAUGCAGAAGGACUGGGUUCAGGUAGGUUGGUUGUGAGGUCCCGUGUGGUGAGAAGGCGCAAGUGUGAGAGGAAGGUCAUCAUGAGGCGCAUUAAGAAGAAGGUACCUGAUCAAGAGACUGUGAAAGAGCCCAGUGUGUCAGAGAAGGUAGCCUCAGGGAGCGAUUCUGACCCAGCUCACAGUAGCAAGACAGUCCAUGUUGGACAAAUAUCUGACAAGGAAGCCACUUCAGUGAUGGAGGAUACAGUGGGUCAACUUGAAACCUCAGCAUUGCCCAGUGAAACAGAAGCUUUGACAUUCCAAGGAGGGACAUGCACGCAGGAGUUAGAACACGAAGAACUGCUCGAGCAUGAACUUGAACAUCCAAUAAGUGAUAGGAGUGGAGGUGAAGGAGGAUCACCUCACAACUUGGAAUCAGAAGUCAGUUUAAGAAUGGAAGAGGAGGAAGAACAGGCAGAAGGUGAUGUAAAGAGAUCUGUAGAGGAAGUGGAAGUCCCAAGUCAUCCUCAUGAGGAGCUCUUCCAUGACAAUCUAGUCAAGGACAAACAUUGGGAAGAAGAAUUUGCUGAUGGAGGAACAUUAUCUGCUGCUUUGCCUGAAGAAAUGCAUGCAACACCAAAUGAAGAGAGAGCUGGAAUACCAUUGCACGAUAACCUAUGGGAAGACUACUACUCCAGUGAAAGCAUUCCUGAAAUCCCUUACUCACCUGUGGAAGGUUAUCCAUCUAUUUCACAAGACCAUAGCUGGAUAGGAGGCUUUCCAGAAGAGCACCAAAUUGAAGAGAGCUUCUUUAAAGCCCCAGCUACAGGGGAAGAAGAUCCUUCUUUCCCUUCCUUCAUUGGAGAGGACUUUCCAGAAAUGCAGAAUGCAAACUUUCCUCGAGAAAUAGAAGAGAGCAUUCCUGAUGCAUCUUGUUCUCCAGGAAAGGAAUUGGUAUUUCAAGAUGACCCCCAAGAAGUGAUAUCAUCAAGAGAUACAAAUUUUUCUGCAGAUAGUAGGUCAUCAAAAUAUGUGGAGGAUCAGAAUGAUGACGAUGUUCAGGAGCAUGAAAUUAGUCAUGGAAUGCCAAAAGCACUUGCAAUUGAAAUUGGGAUUUCCCCACUUUCAACAGCAGAGGAUCAUACUCAUAACCUAGAAGGGUUUACAGACAGUUCCCAUGAGGAGUAUGGAGAAUUACUUGCCCUCUCUUCUUCAGUAGAAAUAGGUCAGAGAUCUUCAUUAGAAGACACUGAUAAUCAGCAAUGGGAAAAUGAACAUGAUGGUAAGUACAAUAUCCCUGAAACACAGACUUCUACUCUUGAGGGAGAAGCAGAAGAUAGGGUUCUCCUUGACAAGGCAGCACUUAUGGAAGCCAUGGAUCCUGCAGGCAAGGAGGAAGAGUCCCUUGAUGGAGCUCAGGUGCCACUAACAGCUAAUGGAGGGAAGACAUCUCACAUGGAUGAGGAGUUGGUGACAGAUGGUGAAGAUGAUUCAGAACUGCACAUAGAGGAAAAUGUACCUUUGACUGCAGUAGAGAAAGCUGUGUCUGAUGAGGACUUGCACAUGACCCACCCAACAUAUGAUGAAAAUUUACAUGAGAGAGAAGAGGAGUAUGGAAAGCUGACAGAUGAACAUGUGUUAGUUGCAUCAGCUGCAGAAUCAGAAGUGGCAGAAUCUGGUCCUGACAGUGGCUCUAUUGAAACAACUGAGGAAUUCAAAGAUACUGGAGAAACUGAGAACUCUGAAGCAGCAGAUGAGUGGCCUGGGAAUUAUGCCAUCUAUGCAGAGGAAGGAGUGUCUGCCUAUCUUCCACAAGAACAGAGUGACAAUAAGUUCAUGGAGGAAGUGGAGGAACAGAAUGACCAGAUCUUUGGGGAGGGAAAACCAGACAGUGCCCAUGUUGAAAAGAGUGUGGAGGAGAAGGAAAGGGAAAUGGAGCCCUUGGAUGAGAAUCUCCCCUCUGAAGGAGAUGCUGAACUGCAGGAAAAACCCAUGGAAGACAAAACAUGGGAAGAUGAACAUGUGCCUGAGGUUUUGCCAGUAGGUCUCAUGGCAGAGGAGGGAGGAGCAGCUGCUUUUCUUGCUGAGACAAAGACUUCAGACAGUGGGAAAGAGUCUGAAGAAGAGAAGACAGAUGAACCAAAGGAUGCACUUGCCUUCCAACCCAGAACAGACCCCUCUCCAACAGAGGAAAUAGUUAUGGAAGAUCAGGCAGAACUUUGGAGGGAAGACCAUUCUGAAGAAUUUAUCCCCAGGGGAGCAUAUAUGAUGGAAUAUGAAGAAGGAGAUUUUGGGGAAUCUUGGGGAGUGCAGGCAGUCUUAUUGGAAAGUCUGGAAGAACAUGAUUUUCCACCCGAGAGGCAAGUCUAUCUUGAUGAAAUUGAAGAGUUCCACCCUUCAGAAGUAGCCCCAAAUGACUUUUUUCAUGUUCAUUGGGAAGAUUUGCAAGGUCCUCAUGGGAGAGUAUUUUUCACUGGAGAAGAUUUAGAAGAGAAUCCCAUUGAUGGUGUAUCUGCUUUUGUCGAUGAACAAAACUGGGAUGCUUCUGGAGGCCCUUGUCUAGCUAAAGGAGAAGAGUCUGAAGAGGAAAGGGUUUUGCCAGAGCAAGAUACUGAAGGCAGCCUCAAUGAGCACCUAUUCUUCUUCAUAUAUGAACAACCUGCUGGUUUUGAACUUGCAGGUCCCAUGGAAUUUACUGGUGAUCUAACAGAAGGCUUGUCAUCUGCCUUGAAGGAAUUUCCAUCCACUUCAGAAGAGCAAGAUUCUGGAGUAAGUCCUGAUGAGCCCUCAUUUUCUUUCGUCUAUGAGGAAUGUGGUGCCUUGAAAGAUGCAGGUCCUGUCGAGUUUUCUGGAGAUCUCACAGGACCAUCUGCCUUGAAGGCAAAACCAUGCCCGUUAGAAAGUCUGAAUACAUCUGAAGAGUCAAUAUUUUUAUCAGGGCAAGAUUCUGAAGGAAGUCUUGAUGAGCACUUGCCUAUCGUUUUCUGUCAAAGAGAUGCAGAUGAUGAUAAUUCAGGCCCUGUAGAGUUUUUUGGAAUCCACAAAGUGAAGCCAUCACAUGCCUUAGAAGAAGUGUCAUUCACUUUCUCUUCAGACAUAAUCCAUAAAAGGGGAUUUGAUGACAACAAGCAUGAAGAUGAGUCUCAUGUUCAUGAUACACCUUCUGUGGAAAAUUCACAAGUGUCUCACCUUGAACCUCCCAAAGAGACUGAAGAAGGGUAUGAAGUACAAGAAUGGACAGUAGCUUCAAUUUCACCCGAGCAAGAGCAAGAGCAUAUUGAUCAAGUGAUGGAGCAGCAAACAGGGAUGGUUGAAGAAGUAGAGGAACACUCUGCUUUGGAAUUGCCAUCAGUCAUGCCCUCUUCCAAGAUAGAUGAAACCACAUGUCAUCUGUCAGAAGAAUUGGUGAAAACAAUAUGCAAAAGAGAGAGUGUGGAUGAUGAUGAAAAACUGAAGGAGGUUGAAGUAAGCUCUGAUGUGAGUGAACAAAUUGAGGAGCAUUCUGCUUCAGAUAUUCUUCCUUUACUUGCGACUUCUGAGAUGGAUGGAGGAUCAGAAGAACCAGGGGAAAGUGAAAAAGAUCAUAUGAAGGGUGAAGUUGAAAUACUGAAGGAGACUGAGGCAAGCAUACCUGAGAUUAAUGAAGAAGUAGCAGAGUACUAUCCAUCUAAUGAUCUUCCAUCAUUCAAGUAUUCUUCAGAGACAGACAAAGCAUCUAAAGAACCUUUGAGAAGAAUAUACGAAAGAGAAGGUGUGGAUGAAGGUGUAAUACUGGAGACACCUGAAGCAGACACACCUGCAAUGAGUGAGGAAAUAGAGGAGAGCUCUCCUGCAGAUGUUCCUCCAUCACUCUUGUUUUCAUCCAAGAUAGGCACAUCAGAAUCUGAAACUUGUGACAGAAAGAGUAUGAAUGAUGAAGAUGAUGUCCUGGAACUGCUUGAGGCAAACAUGCCUGAAGUUACACUCCCAGAAGAAAAGCUAGGUUUUGCCUUUGCCUCUCCAGCUGAUGAGGAUGUUAUUGGGGAAACUUUUGGUCAUAGCGAAUGGGAAGAGCCUUCUGACAGUAUUAAAGAAUCUUUGCCACCUGAGAUGGAGGUUUCUGUUUUUGCUGCUACACAUGUCCAGGAUGAGUUUGGGGAAGAUGAUGAAGUGGGAUCCCCUGCUUUAGAGGAAGGGGAGUCAAGUUUGGUUUGUGAUGGAAAGACAUCAGGUGUAGGUGCAGUCAUUCAGUCUCCAGUGCAUGCAAAAUUUGAAGAACAUCAACCUGAUGAGAAGCUUUCUGAAGCUGGAGAUGCAAAUAUGAUUCUGUAUGGUUCAAGUGCCCCAGAAGAAACUCGAGAAGGUGUCCAAGAUGCGUCUUUUGAAGAUGUAUGUGCAAAAUGCAGUUCUGAAAGUGCAGUUACAUCUGAUGGAGAGAAAAAAGCCUCUGGAUAUUCAUGUGAGCCACAGCUACUAGAAGAAUUUGCAACCAUAUCAUCAGUCCAAUUAGAAGAAAGAUCUGCUGUUCAGGAUAAGUUCAAUACUUUCUCACCUGAAGGAAUGCUUGGCUCGAAUAAACAAGAAUACAAACAAUAUUUGCAAGAUCAAUGGAACCAGGCUCCAUCUGGAGAGCAGGAAGUUCAUCAAGGUAUCAGUGAAAUAGAGGUUGAUCUUAUCAGUGAAGAGGCCAAAGAAAAGCCAAAAGAACAUGCCAUUCAGAAAGAGCCUCUGGAGGUUGAAGAAGCAUCUGAGUAUAGCCAUGAUGAUGAGCAGAGUGAUUAUAUAAACAUUCCAGGAGAGGCUGAAGGAUCUCUGGUCAAAGAAUUCAUGAAAGAGCAGCUGAGAGGUGAAGAAACAUGUGGGGAAAAAGAUGAAUGCAUUGCUUCUGUUGGAUCUGAUGACAUUGUUGGAAAUGACAUGGAAGUUUCUCAGAAAAAAAGACAGUCAGCUGAGCAAGAGGAUGAAAGCCAUGAGAGAAUUACAUCCUCCCCUGAGGUGAAAGAUUCAACAAUGAAUGAGCCUCCAAUCGAUGUGAUGCAUGAAGAACUUUCUGGCAAGAAAGACUGGAGAGACAAAGAAAACUUUCCUAAACAUUCAUAUCCAGCUCUCCUUCAGUUGGAUUCCCAUGUUUCUGACCAAAAAGAAAUUUUUGCUUUCAUGCCCACUAUGGAAGGUGUUUCACAUGAUGCUAAUCUUGAGUCAAUAGAAAACACAUUGAAACAUGGCACUGAAGAAGUAUCAGUUGAGGGUGGAGACCUAUCAAGUCCUGCAUAUGAUCCUGAUGCAGACCAUCUUCACAUUAUUAACAAGGAGAUGGAAGUUUCACCAAAGGAACAGUCAGAGACAAGGAUACAUCAGUAUCCUAGUUUUGAAGAGGGGAGGGAAGAGUUUCCUCCUAUUGAAAACCAUGAAACUCCCUGUCUUCAGGACGUGACAAUGUUGGAAAAGUCAGAUAUCAAUGAAGAUUUCCCCAAUGGAGAAGUAACCAGAGAAUCUCAAGAUGAAAUUGCGCAAAAAUUUAUUGAUGAGCUUGUACCUGGAAAUACCUCUGAAAGUGAGGUGACCAAAGAAGAAUCAGAGAGGAAGCAGGACAGAUAUGUUCCAGGUGAGAGGGAACAAAGGUUUGAUGAAAGUAUUCAUGGAAGUCCCAAUAAGAAAGGAGAACAUUCAAAUGUGAAGGAGUUGAAGAAAAAACCUUCAGAUGAGAAGGAGCUGAGAAUUCCUGAGGGUGUUGCUGGAAGUAAAUUUGAGAAUGAAAUAACAGUAGAGCAUUCUGAUGAAAUCGAACAAAAAGAAGAAACUCUGUAUCAUAUGGGGCAGAAGGAAGAGCAUGGAGAUGAAAAAGAACAGAGCAUUGAUAAGGGUGUUCCAGGAACUGGCUUUGAGAGUGAAUGGACAGAAGAGCAUCCAGAUGACAUGACACUGAUAGAAGAGUAUCCAGAUGAGAUGGAACAUAAGGAGGAAACUAUCUAUGAGAAGGGGCAGAAGGUAAAGCAUCCAGAUGAAAAGGAGGAGAGUAUUGAUGAAAGUGUUUCAGGAACUGCCUUUGGGAGUGAAUGGACAGAAGGGCAUCCAGAUGAGAUGGAACAGAAAGAAGAAGCUCUAUAUCAUAUGGGGCAGAAGGAAGAGCAUCCAGAUGAAAAAGAACAGAGGUUUGCGGAGGGUGUUCCAGGUACUGGCUUUGAGAGUGAAUGGACAGAAGAGCAUCCAGAUGAGAUGGAACAGAAGGAGGAAACUCUGUAUGAGAAGGGGCAGAAGGUAAAGCAUCUAGAUGAAAAGGAGGAGAGCAUUGAUGAGGGUGUUCCAGGAACUGCAUUUGAGAGGGAAAGAACAGAAGAGCAUCUAGAUGCAUUGGAGGAAAAAGGAGAAGCUCUGUAUCAGAUGGGACAGAAGGAAGAACGUCCAGAUGAUUUCGAACUUAAAGGANGAGUAUUUAGAUGA
Darwinula stevensoni is the source of this 17436-nucleotide messenger RNA. NCBI's taxonomy places the organism in Eukaryota, Metazoa, Arthropoda, Ostracoda, Podocopida, Darwinulidae. The record is from the annotation of a GenBank genome assembly.